Messenger RNA from Phoenix dactylifera (date palm), 1530 nucleotides. Lineage: Eukaryota; Viridiplantae; Streptophyta; Magnoliopsida; Arecales; Arecaceae. The record is from RefSeq and is a predicted model, not a curated record.
AUGUCCUCGACGGUCUCUUUGGAAUUUGAUCGUGAUUAUGGUGAAGAGGUGCCUCCACUGGAUGUCUGUGCUAACUACAGAAUGGAUAUCAGUCUUACAAAUAUUGUACUUCAAUUAUUGCAUGAAACUGCGAUGAGUGUUUUUCGUGCCAUAAAGUCCCAAAAAUCAGCUACUAGCCAUCUCAAAGUAGCUAAUGCAUGGGUAGGAGUGGAUGCGGACGUGUGGCACCGAAAAAUUGCAUACCAGCAACAAGCAGCAGUCUAUGCCUUGCUGAAAACAGUAAUGGAGAUGGGGAGUAUGUUUGAUGAUAAACAUCCAACUUUCCCCCAAAGUGAAUUUGAUUAUGGAUUGCAUUCAAAGUCAGUUGAACAAGAGAGACCAGAACUUGGUGACAUGGAAGAUGCUACACUGAGUACAAAAAAGUUCAGUUGUAUUGCAGGGACUGUUCUGGCCACCAGUUGUUGUGUUGCUCUUACGAAGUUAGGUGCUAAGCGUAUUUCUUGUCCUGCAUUCACCAUGUCCCUUCCAGACUUGACAAGGGAACUUAUGGAUACAUUACAUGGUUCUUCUUCAAUAGGCAAAUUGCAUCGUUCAGCAACAAAUGCAGGAUUUGAAAAUGAAUUUUUGAGUCAUUUUGGCCCAAAAGUACUGCAUCAUGAUACAAGGGGCGAGGUAAUGUUUUGGAUGAGAUUGCUUGAAGUAAAGCUUGUAGCAGCAUUUAGUAGAGAAAAUGUCAUUACAAAUCUGAAGAGAAUUUGCAAUACACAGGUUUUAGCAAGGGAUCUGGCUGUUCUGGGGCUUUUUGCAUUUUUAGGAAGAAAGACAAGAUUAUUCUUAUCACAUAUGGGUAUAAAGGAUCUUGAUGAACCUGUCAAGGACUUCAUCUGCUACUUGGAAUGUGGUAUCCUUUUCUUGUAUCCAGAGUUAUCCUCCAUAUGUAUGUAUCAACUUUUUAUGGAGGUUGUGAGUGAGGAACUUGGAUGGCUCGACUUCUAUGCUGCAGUGCCCUGCAUAAGGCAUCAGGAAAGAAAGAGGUCAAAACAACAUGCUUUGCAAGCAGAGAAAGAAAUAAUUCUAUCUACUGUUUUUGGCGUUUGCUCAGAUAUGUUUUCAAGCUUUAUUCACUACAGCAAGAAGACCCAAGAAUCUCUUGAUGCUAAGUUGGUGGUGUAUCUACAACAAAGCAAGAAUCUACUAGUUAUUUGUAUUGAAGAUUAUUGGGCUGCUUAUGAUAGAUUAUGUGGGUUGGGGAGAACUACUCGAGCUCAAUUUCCAGAGCCAAUGACACAUCUACGAGACCUUGGUACCAUAAGAAUGCAACAUCAAUGUCGUGGGGAUCUAAUGGCCAGGGAAAUCACUGAAAGCAACCCUCCAUAUGUUUCAGGUAUAAACAAGCCUAGCUGCUCCGAUAAGAUCCUUGAUGAGCUUUCUGUUCCUGAAGCCAUGGAUGAAAAGAUUAAUCAGAAUUUCUUUGUUAGAUCUUGCUACUCUCUGCUAGCUACAAUCUAUGUAAGACUGGCACCCGCUUAA